AUGCGCCCACGAUGGAUGGACCUGACCAAGCCGGAGGACAUCCAGCGCGUCCUGCAGCACAUGCAGGCCCACACCAACAGCACAGGGCUCUGGGGCCUGGUGAACAACGCCGGCUUCAACGACAUCAUCGCCGACGCCGAGCUCUCUCCGCUGGGCAAAUUCCGCGCCUGCAUGGAGGUGAACUUCUUCGGUUCGCUGGAGCUCACCAAGGGGCUGCUGCCCCUGCUCCAGCCCGCUCACUCGUCCUUUUUGCUCCUGCAAGGUGACCUGCCCUUCCCCUGCCUGGCAGCCUACGGGGCCUCGAAGGCAGCCCUCAGCCUGCUCAUGGACACCUUCCGCAGCGAGCUCCAGCCCUGGGGUGUCAAAGUCAGCCUCAUCCUGCCUGGCUACUACAAAACAGGUAAGAGGGUCAGCACCUGCUGGCUGGCAGCACCCACAGGCAAAGGGGAUCUGCUGCAGGCCUACGGCGAGGACUACGUGGAGGAGAUCAACCGCCAGUUCAUCCAGUUCAUGAAGGUGGCAGUGGAGGACCUCAGCGCGGUGGUGAACAGCAUCACAGAUGGGCUCUUGGCUGCCAACCCAGCCGUGCGCUACUACCCAGGGCAGGGCCUUGGGCUGAUGUAUUUCAUACACCGCUACCUGCCCUAUUUUGUCCGAGACUUGUUCCUGAAAGGAUUCUUCAUCAACCCCAAGCUGCCCCGAGCGCUGCGGCGAGAGCACCACGACGACGCGAAGGCGGCCUGA
Molecule: messenger RNA, 744 nt
Organism: Opisthocomus hoazin
Lineage: Eukaryota; Metazoa; Chordata; Aves; Opisthocomiformes; Opisthocomidae
Source: RefSeq, a predicted model, not a curated record